AUGACAAGCGAACCCUUUUUAUGGUAUAGAGAUAAAGAUAGGCUACGGAUCGGCGAGGUUAACAGGUACAUUGUCACAUACAAACGACAGCGUGACGCCAACACUACUCAAAUUUAUUUCAGAAUCAAAAACAUAGAAAACCUGGGUAUAAGAACAAUCCAUUUACUAACAGGUCCAUUUAUAUUGUAUUGUCACGUUGUCCCUUGUAAUUACAACUACAAGAAGAAAUUUUGCCCUGAUAAUGUGGAACAAAAUCCCGAGGUGGCUUUUGAAAACCAAAUCAAGCCUAAUCAAUCUUUUAACGUGACGUUACUUUUGAAUGAAAAUUCUUUAUCUAAAACAUCCACCAAAGAUGGCAUUGACUGGGAGCAUUUUCAAUGGGAGAUUGAAGUCAUAUCGCAGAUUGUUAUCACCAAAAAAACCGAGGUGCUUUAUGAUAUGAUGAUUGGAGAUGAUCUCCACGCAAUGAAAAGGUUGGGGCAAGGCAAACUUCAAAAGACAUUGACUAGUAUAGUUCCCAAUAACAGCGAUGAAGAUCGAACUGCUCAGGAAGUUUUCGAUCAUGAAACAACAAACCAUGUGUUUAAUCCAUUCUUGAGUGUACAAAAGAAAACUACCAACGACCUUUGGAGCAAAGCCCCACCGGAACCCUUACAGCCAGUUCAUUUGGUGAUAGUUACCCAUGGAAUUUUCUCAAACCUAACAUCUGAUAUGCUUUACCUAAAGGAGACUCUAGAAAGCUCGGUACUGGAGAAUAUCAUGAUUCGAGGUUAUCGAUAUAAUGCUGGAAAGACCGAAAAGGGAAUCAAAAAGUUGGGGCGUAAUGUGGGCGAUUAUAUUGUUGAUGUAGUUGAAAAAGAGCCCUACAAUUUCAACAAGAUUUCAUUUAUUGCUCACUCGCUAGGUGGCGUGGUACAGCUAUACGCAAUCAAGUACAUCUUGGUCACAAGAGGUGUUGAUUUUUUUGAUCGCUUGCAUGUCAAACCUAUCAAUUUAAUUUCAUUAGCAAGUCCGUUUUUGGGUAUCUUGAACGAGCUAAAUUUGGUUCUUUCGUGGAUUUUGGAUCUCGGUACUCUUGGAAAGACAGGGCGUGACCUUACGUUACUGAAGAGAUUACCUGGGUGGAGAGAUGUUGAGAUUGGUGAUCACCGAACAAAGGACAGGUUCAAACCAGUUUUGGAGACAUUGCCUGAUGAACCUCUUCAAACAUUUUUGGCAAAAUUUGAGCGUCUAACUGUUUACGCAAACGCCAUAAAUGAUGGUAUUGUGCCAUUGAGAACAGCAGCCAUUUUGUAUCUAGACUAUGAAGCGUUGGGAGAUGUAAAUGAGUUGAAAAAAACAAACAAUGUUAUUGAUCGGCCUGAGUUAGAGGCUGAUCAUCAUGAUGUCGAAAGCAAUGAAAGUCAAGAUGACGUCCUGGAGAUUCCUCAAUCUGACGGGGCGCAGACCAAAGCCAUAGAAAAGAAGCCACAAGGCAUUGAAGUGAAAAAUGGUCAAACCUCCCAUGCACUUUCCAAAGAGAAGAAUCGUUUGAAAGAAGUUCACGACAAGUUUGAUGAGUUUACAAACUUGAAUUCCUCACAAAAAAAGCUAACAAGGCGACAAAAGAAGUAUCAAAAUUUUAGUAUUAAAGGAUCCGACACCAAUUCGGAUAGUUUGUCAGCUAGCGUUGAUUCGUCAAUGGAAUCAUCAUCAUCAACAACUGCAACAACAGUCAAUGUUCCCCCACGCGCCUCUGCCAUUGAAUCUGCUUUGAAUACAUUGAUUUGUCCUAUUCCAUCUCAAGAGUACAUUAUGGACCCUGCAUCUAGAAACCAUGUCAUUUUCCAUGAUAAGUAUUACCAUUUUGAUAAAUCCAAAGAUGAAACGAAUGUUAAAUCGCGCUCUUUAAAGGAGAGAUUGUUUGGAUACUCGGCAGAUUGGAGGUUACAUAAACAAGUGGUUAUAGCCAACAAAUACCAUACAAAACAACUCAGUUGGCGUAAAGUAUUGGUAAAUCUACCACCAGAUGCUCAUAAUAAUAUCAUAGUACGACGGCGGUUUGCUAAUGGAUAUGGUUGGGGAGUGAUCCAUCAUCUUUGUGAAAACUUGUUUGAAACUAAAACAGAUGACAAUGGUGGUUCUGAGACAAAUAUAAAGCCAUACGAAGAAACUCUUUUGGAUUCAACGUCAAAGGAUAAGCAUGAGGAUGUACAAGGGAGCGGAAGUGUUAAAGCCAAAAUAUAG
Messenger RNA from Lodderomyces parapsilosis, 2226 nucleotides. RefSeq lists its product as uncharacterized. Bases 1 to 2226 code for a protein of 741 amino acids. The transcript has a single exon. The record is from RefSeq and is a predicted model, not a curated record. Lineage: Eukaryota; Fungi; Ascomycota; Pichiomycetes; Serinales; Debaryomycetaceae. Gene Ontology annotation, molecular function: monoacylglycerol lipase activity.